Molecule: messenger RNA, 2607 nt
Organism: Peronospora belbahrii
Lineage: Eukaryota; Oomycota; Peronosporomycetes; Peronosporales; Peronosporaceae
Source: the annotation of a GenBank genome assembly
AUGAUGUUGUCCAUUGCAGCUCGUCGAUUACCAGUUGCAGCUGUCAUUCGUCACAGUGCAAUUAAUUCAACUCAUUAUUACCGUCUACCUCGUGUUGCAGGAUCUGCACAUCAAUCUCGAGCAUUUCUUGGAGGUCUUCGUGAUUUUCUAUUUGGUCCCAAGAAACCGUCGGCAGAAGAGGAAAAGGCCGCUAAGGUACUGCAGAUGCAAGAGUCAUUGGAGUCUACGCAGCAUCAUACUCAGGAGAUAGACGAGUCUAAGGAGGAGAAGAUUCAAGUGGUUGGUAGCUUAGACUCUACUACCUACAGCGUUGGUAAGCUUGCCAAGCUCGCAGACGGAGCUGUGCUGGCCUCGUGUGGUCGCACUGUGCUGCUCACAACGGUCGUAAGUGGCAACCACAAUGGUAAUCCGUUGUCCAACACAUCAUCAUUUCAGCGCGACUUUUUACCGCUUUCAGUCGACUUUCGAGUCAAGUCGCACGCUGUGGGUCUCAUUCCAGAUAAUCAGAAACGUCGCGAAUACAUUGGCGGUGACGAGGAAGUGCUACAAUCGCGCGUCGUGGAUCGUGCAAUUCGUCCGCUAUUCCCACGCGACUACUGUGAAGAUACGCAGCUGUUAGCGACAGUGCAGUCGUACGACCCCAACAACGACCCGCUGGUGGUGGCUAUUAACUCGGCCUCAGCGGCCCUGAGCGUGUCGGGCAUUCCCUGGAAUGGACCUGUUGGUUGCGUGCGUGUCGUUGAGGUUGAUGGACAGUUAGUGGUUAACCCCACUGCUCUGCAGCGUGAUGCCGCUACUCUUGAUGUGCUCUAUGCUGGUACAGCUGAACGUGUUAUUAUGGUGGAAGUUUCGGGUGACGAGGCAAAUGAGUUGCGUGUUGAUGAGGCGCUAGAUUUGGCGCAGGCGAAUGUGCUGCCGGCGAUUGAAGAGCAGAAGAAGCUUGUUCGAGAGCAUGGAAAGCCGAAGCGUGUUUUCUCGCCACUGUUUGUUGCACCAGAGGUUUGGACCAAGGCCCAGGAGCUUGGUCGCAAGGAUGCGGAAGCGAUCAUUGCAAGAGGUCGCAUUGGCAAACAGGAUCGCCAACAAGGAGAACGUGAGGUGUACAGUAAGAUGCUGAAUGGUAUGCGCCAACACUUUGCUGGCGCAUCUCCGCCGGUGGAUGAUGCUGCUAUUCAGCGUGCUGUUCAUGACACGUUCCAGCGUAUGCUGCGUGAGCGUAUUUUGACAGUCGCAAAGGAGAGGAAAGGGCCAAAGAACAAACCCGUGCGAUUCGAUGGUCGUCCAGUUCGAAUCGUACGUCCACUAGAGAUGGAGACAGGUGCGCUGCCGAUGGCCCACGGUUCGUCUCUUUUCGCUCGUGGUGAAACGCAGACUUUGUGUUCCGUGACAUUGGGACCUCUUGAACGUGGCCUUCGUCUUCGCGGUGCACUUCAUGAAGCGCGUGAACAAGCUGAGCCUAAUGCUCCUACGCCAUUAAAGAAUGCCAUGCUGCACUACGAGUUCCCGCCAUUUUGUGUGAAUGAGAUGGGCCGCGUGGGUGGUACAAAUCGACGCAUGAUCGGUCACGGUGCUUUGGCCGAAAAGGCAGUUCUACCUAUUUUGCCUUCCAUCACUGAGUUUCCAUAUACUAUUCGCAUGACGUCGGAGGUGGUGGGUUCGGACGGAUCGUCAUCUAUGGCAACGGUAUGUGGCGUAUCGCUGGCGCUUAUGGAUGCUGGUGUACCUGUUCGACGUGCAGUUGCAGGAUCCGAGGACCAUUAUGGCGAUAUGGACUUGAAGGUGGCAGGCACAACUUCUGGUGUGACGGCAAUACAACUGGAUGUAAAACUUUCUAGUGGCGUCCCGCUUCACGUACUGAAGGAGGGACUGCGCGAAGCCAAGCAGGCGCGCCUGCAUAUACUGCGUCGUAUGGCCACCGAACUUGCUGAACCACGCAAGACUCUAAAAUCCAGUGGUAGCUCUUUGCCGAACGUGAGCAUAGAGUGCGUGAUUGCCACUAACUUGAUUGGUGCGCUAAUUGGUGUUGGAGGCAGUAACAUUCGCGAUCUGGAAUCGCGGUUUAACGUCUCUGUGAGCAUCGUAGAUCGCCGUGAAGGCAUUGUGCGUGUCGUGGGUUCAGCUGAAGACGUUGACAAGGCCCGUGAAUGGCUGCGCACAGAACUCACUGAUGUUGCAAAAGCUGGACCUCGUGGCAAUAGCAACAACGAUAGUAGCAGCAGUCGUGACAAUGACCACGGGUCUAACAAGGGCUGGUCGCACUUUUUCCGCAAAGGUGAGCGCUACACCAUGCGUGUGACCCAGAUCAUGGAUUUUGGCGCUAUUCUCCAGUCUCCUACUGGCCAACGUGGUUUUGUGCACAUUUCGGAGCUUUCUCGCGAUAAGAUCAGCAAUAUUCAGGACGUGGUGUCAGAAGGACAAGAGAUGGAGUUUGAGUGUCUGCAGGAUGGUGCUUCCGGCAAGAUGUCUCGUCGUGUUCUAUUGAAUUCAGACGGAAUCAAGGACGCUUCGACAACUUUCACUUCUUCCGAGACGUUGGUGUCUCAACACCAUUCUCCUCGAUCGUCAACUUCUUCUCGUCGACCUAAGACCACACGUCUAAGUAAAUAG